AAGAUGAGCCAUCCUGUGUUAAUUAUUAGUAAAAGGAUGAUGAGGAAAGUAACUAAUAAAGGGACCUUCCUGACUUGCUAGUAGAAUUCCACGUUAAUUUCCUAUUUUAGAUAUCCCCUGAGAACUAAAUCACUCCUGGAAGUUGAAUCUAAUCCGGAUCUCUCACCACAUGACAGCCCAGUGGUUAUGUCUUGCUCCCCUCUCCCUGUCUUUCUCAUCCCCACGAUCCCACAGUUGCUAUUAUUUUCAACUUGGAAGUAAGCUUGAGAAGAAAACCUAAAUAUAAUGUGAAACGGUAAUGAUUUUACUCAUUUUCCGCAUCGUAAACAUCUGACAGCCUUGUUGAUCAAUUUCCUAUAGCUUGUCUUACAAGCGAUUGACUGCCUUUGCGAUGUACUAUCCCCUAAAUUAUGUUUAAAAUGUUAUUUCCACUGAAAGAACUAUAGUAACGUUUAUUUUGUGCAUUUGUACAGAGUCUCCUUUUUCUCCCCACCCCCCCAAGCCCACUAUCACAAUUGAAACUUGGCCAGAAUAUCCAUUACUCGAAUGUUGGAUAAAAGAUAACUUGGUAAAAAUAGUUUUGCUCUCUUGUGAGAAUGGGGGAAAUUUGAACAGAUUAUGAUUAAAUAGCCAUGGAAGAGUCGGGUAGCUUGGCGAACAGAAAGCCGGAGUAGGGUUGAUUUCCUGGCACUGCUUUCUUAGCAAAGAGAACAAUUUUAAUCAGUUACAAAAAUAUUUGUGAUCCGUAUGUUCCUCUGCUCAUCCCCAUCUGCCCAUAUUCUCUUUUAUCUCGGUAGAUGAUAACUUUAUGAUUCAGGCGUGCAAGGAUAAUACCUCACUGACUUUGGAGCUCGGUGCUAUUUCAAAACGUGUCCUGGUAAUUACGCCACACACACACACACACACACACACACACACACACACACAUCCAGGCUGUUCCCGCUUUGGGUUGGUUACGUGAAUACCAGUUUGUUUUUCCUCUGUCUUCGUGGAAAGAAAUAUAUCUUGUAUCCACCUGCUGGGGCUGGAAUAAUGCAUCUGAGGCUUAGAUUUGAAAACUGCGUUGCCAUUCACCUGCUGGAUUAAAUGCCACUUUGCAAAUAGGAGGAUCAGAGAAGGAAGACCAAAAGAUCGUGGUGAUCGUUGAUAACUUCAUUUUCUCUGGGAAAAGGAAAACAGAAGCCACAGAACAUGUGCUGCAUGGUGUUUAGCAACAAAAGAAGCAUCGGAAAGCCAACUUGGCCAUUGUAAUAAGACAGGAAUGAGGCUAGAAAUCACUGACUCCGUUAGUGAUCCCGCUUUCAACAGUUGUUCCCGCCUUGCACAACAAAUGGUGUUGUAAUCCAAUAUGUUGUCCUUAGAGCCACGGUAAAAUCUGCCAAUGCUCGCUAAAUCAAAAUCUUCAAGUACGCUUCAUUAAAAAGGAGGCACGGAAACGGCAUUAGACUAUAUGAUACUCAUCUACGAUUGAAGCAAAGAGCCUUUGGUUUUUUAAAAAAGGAGGCAAGACUUUUAGCUCACAGGGUGAUCUGGAUGCUCAUUGAGGCAGACACACGAACUGGUUGACGAUGGGUCACGCCGUGUAAGGGAAUCGCAGGGAGAUGGGCAUUCUGAACUGUUAAUGGGGACAUGGGACUCCAGUUGUCUCUGAUCACUGGUGUGGAUUUUCCCGGGGUAGAGCGACAGAAGCCGCCAGUAAGUCGCCAAGACCUACGUCAGGAGCUCUGCGCGAAAGGGCAUCAAACCUUGUGAUUUUAAUUUGCGUCCGGGAGGAUGUCCGAGCCAGGAGACCUGAAUCCGGCCAUCGUGGAGGAAGGCGGGACUGAGCAGGAGUCGGCCACCCCAGAGAAUGGCAUUGUGAAAUCCGAGAGUCUAGAUGAAGAGGAGAAACUCGAAUUGCAGAGGCGACUGGCAGCUCAGAACCAAGAAAGAAGAAAAUCCAAGUCAGGAGCGGGAAAAGGUAAACUGACUCGCAGCCUUGCUGUCUGUGAAGAAUCCUCGGCCCGACCAGGGGGAGAAAGUCUUCAGGACCAGGAAUCAAUUCAUUUACAGCUUUCCAGUUUUCCCAGCCUGCAAGAGGAUGAUAAAUCUAGGAAAGAUGACUCAGAAAGAGAAAAAGAAAAGGAUAAAAACAAAGAUAAAACCUCUGAAAAGCCCAAGAUCAGAAUGUUAUCAAAAGAUUGCAGCCAAGAAUACACGGAUUCUACUGGCAUAGACUUGCAUGAGUUUCUGAUUAACACAUUAAAGAAUAAUUCCAGGGACAGGAUGAUACUCUUGAAAAUGGAGCAGGAGAUUAUUGAUUUCAUUGGUGACAACAAUAAUCAUUAUAAAAAGUUCCCUCAGAUGUCAUCCUACCAGAGGAUGCUUGUCCAUCGCGUGGCCGCUUACUUUGGGUUGGAUCACAAUGUGGAUCAAACAGGGAAAUCUGUUAUCAUCAACAAGACCAGCAACACAAGAAUACCAGAGCAAAGGUUUUGUGAACAUUUAAAAGAUGAAAAAGGUGAAGAAUCCCAGAAGCGGUUUAUCUUGAAGCGAGAUAACUCUAGUAUUGAUAAAGAAGACAAUCAGCAAAACAGAGUGCAUCCAUUUAGAGAUGACAGACGAAGUAAAUCAAUUGAAGAGAGAGAAGAGGAGUAUCAGAGAGUGAGGGAGAGAAUAUUUGCACACGAUUCAGUUUGCUCCCAGGAAAGCCUUUUUGUGGAAACCAGUAGGCUCUUGGAAGACAGUAACAUAUGCAAUGAGACCUAUAAGAAAAGACAGCUCUUUCGGGGCAACAGAGAUGGCUCGGGGAGAGCAGCCGGGAGUCGACAGAGCAGCUCCGAGAAUGAGCUCAAGUGGUCGGACCACCACAGGCCCUGGAGCAGCACAGACUCUGAUGGCUCCAACCGCAAUCUCAAGCCCGCCAUGGCCAAGACGGCAAGUUUUGGGGGCAUCACGGUGCUGACCAGGGGCGACAGCACAUCCAGUACCAGGAGCCCCGGGAAGUUGUCCAAAGCAGGUAGCUCUGAGUCUAACAGCAGCACGGGCUCCUCCGGGUCGCUGCCCCGCACCCACGCACCUCUGCAGAGCGCGCCCCUGGCCCCAAGCGUGUCCACCGGCUCUCCUGGCUGCGUGCCCUAUCCCGAGAACGGAGGAGGGGGCCAGGCCGCCCCUAGCACGAGCUACAUCCUCCUUCCACUCGAGGCUGCGACAGGCAUCCCGCCCGGAAGCAUCCUGCUCAACCCGCAUACAGGCCAGCCCUUUGUGAAUCCCGACGGAACCCCUGCCAUAUACAACCCCCCCAGCAGCCAGCAGCCCCUGCGAGGCACCAUGAUGGGGCAGUCCCAGCAGCCACCACAGCAGCAGCCCUCUCCUCAGCCACAGCAGCAGGUGCAGCCACCCCAGCCACACUUGGCGGGCCCACUGGUCACUCAGUCGGUGCAGGGGCUACAGGCUUCCUCUCAGUCAGUGCAAUACCCAGCGGUCUCUUUUCCUCCCCAGCAUCUCCUGCCUGUGUCUCCAACGCAGCAGUUCCCCAUGAGAGACGAUGUGGCGACGCAGUUCACCCAGAUGAACCUGAGCCGGCAAUCGUCAGGAGAGACUCCUGAGCCCCCAUCUGGUCCUGUCUACCCAGCGUCCCUCAUGCCACAGCCAGCCCAACAGCCAAGCUACGUCAUUGCCUCCACAGGCCAGCAGCUCCCUGCUGGGGGGUUCUCGGGCUCUGGACCUUCCAUCUCCCAGCAGGUCCUCCAGGCCCCUCCCUCACCACAGGGAUUUGUGCAACAGCCUCCACCUGCACAGAUGCCCGUCUAUUAUUACCCAUCCGGUCAGUACCCUACCUCAGCCACACAGCAGUACCGGCCCCUGGCCUCCGUUCAGUACGGUGCUCAGAGGGGUCAGCAGAUACCGCAGGCCGCACAGCAAGCAGGUUACCAGCCAGUCCUGUCUGGUCAACAGGGGUUCCAAGGCCUCAUAGGAGUGCAGCAGCCUUCCCAGAGUCAGAACGUGAUGAGCAACCAGCCGGGGAAUCCGGUGCAAGGCGUGAUGGUCUCCUACCCAACAAUGUCUUCUUAUCAGGUGCCAAUGACCCAGGGCUCUCAAGGACUUCCCCAGCAGUCAUACCAACAGCCGAUCUUGCUACCUGACCAGGCAGGUCAAGGGUCGCUCCAGGCCACCGGAAUGCCUGUCUACUGUAACGUCACACCGCCGACCCCUCAGAACAACCUGAGGCUGAUCGGUCCACACUGCCCCUCCAGCACUGUCCCCGUGAUGUCGGCUAGCUGCAGGACAAACUGUGCAAGUGUGAGCCACACCGGGUGGCAGGUCAAAUUCUGAGCACUCUGGCUGCGGUACGUGUCUCCAGAUCGCUCGUGGCCGCUGAGGCAAGAUGAGCAAAGCUGGGACGCUGGCUGAGGACUUAACGUAUUCACUCAACACCCAAACGAUCGCUGCUGGUAUUCUGUAAACACACACACACACACACACACACACACACACACACACAAAGACUGAUACACACAUUAGCUGGUCAAUGGUGCAUAUUUCUGUCAUGUCUGCUAGGUACGCCUUUGUAGCUUAGCUAGUGACAUGAUUUCAUCAAGGUAAGAUUUUCUCCUACCACUGAACACCACUGUGUAGAUGAUAAUAUCCCUCAUUUGGAUUAUUAGUUUUGUACUUUGUGUUGAGUUUGUGAUGCUAACAGUAUUGAAAGAUCAUAUACCGAAAUCACAUCGUACCAAAGCUGUAACGGGAAAGAGAAGAAUUGAUGAAUGGAAGGAAUAAUUUAUAUACGCUAUAGAGUUUUCUUUUCUUUUUUUUUUUAAUGGAUAUAUACUGUAUUGUAGUGUUUAAUCAAAAUAAAACUAUUUGACCUUAUGGAGGAAGGUCAUGUUUUUACCACCA
Molecule: messenger RNA, 4881 nt
Organism: Neofelis nebulosa (Clouded leopard)
Lineage: Eukaryota; Metazoa; Chordata; Mammalia; Carnivora; Felidae
Gene: ARPP21
Product: cAMP regulated phosphoprotein 21
Exons: 23
Coding region: 1774-4314 (846 amino acids)
Cellular component (GO): cytoplasm
Molecular function (GO): nucleic acid binding
Source: RefSeq, a predicted model, not a curated record